GUGCCCAAAAUCUCAUGCUGUCAAAAUCAGCUGGGAAAUUAUUAUUAUCGAAAAACUAUUUUUAUUUUUAGCCGCUGUCUCGCACACACGCUCGAUUUCCCAUGGCCAAGUCCACUGCAAGGGAAACCAAUAAUCGCAGAGUUAUUUGCUAAUGGAGGGAGCGUCUCUGGACUUGGCAGAUAAGCAAAACCGACGAAUGCAAUAAUAAUGGUUAUCAGCAAAACGUCGUCUUGAAAAAGAUGACGGACCCGGAAAAGCAGGGUGUUGAAGAGGACAUCAAAGUCCAAAUUCUGAGCGUCGGCUCAGUUUGCAACUGCCUCAUAUCAGCUUUGGCCCUUGUAUCACUCGGCUUUAUUGUUUACCAGUGCAAGGAUUAUCUUCGUUUUGUCUUGUUAUGGAUCGAGCAGCAAGACUCGUUGGUCGUGUACCUGAUCUUUGUGGUGCUCUUCACGCUAGUCUCGUUUCCGUUCACCUGGGGCUACAUUUUCCUCAAUCUGGCCUGCGGCUAUUUGUUCGGCACCCUCAAGGGUCUGUUUGUGGUGGCCGUCGCAGCCUUGAUCGGCAUCACCGUCGCUCACUACCUCAUCCAGACAUACUUCGCAGACCUUGCCAUGCAGCGGCUGUUCAACAGCGAAACAGCAAAGGCCCUGCUGGCGGUCAUUUCAGGGCCGCACGCCUUCAAAGUCAUCCUUUUUGCCAGACUCACGCCCAUACCUUACGGACUGCAAAAUACAAUUUUUGCUGGCAGCAACAUAAGCUACAAAAUGUACCUUUUGGCAUCGGCCACUGGUCUCUUCCCAACGCAGGUGAUCAACGUUUAUUUGGGUUCCACCCUUCGAUCCAUGGAGGAUGUUCUCUCAGACGAGUCGACAGCCUCAACAGGCUACCUAGUAUUUGCUGUGCAGAUACUGGUCGGGUGCCUGCUGAUGACAUUUGUGGUUCACAAAGCACGGGCUGAACUCAAAUCAGCUUUAGACGACACUGAGAAGUGCCUGAAGCAUCCGUACAGAUGACUUCGAGGAUGCAGCUUUAGCUAGUAGCACACACAAACUAAACGCUUAAAAUAUUUUUAUUAUUUUAGGACCUUUGCAAUUCACCUUUUAUUUCAAACUGCAAUGAAGCAGAUUUUUAUUUAUAUUAUUUCCAAUUAAUUCUUUUUAAACAUUCUCAAAACGAUUUAUUAACAUCAUACUUAACUUGUGAUUAAUAAUAAAUGAAAAAUUGUAUUUAGCUGUGAUAGCAUCUUGAUGCCUAUGAGCAUUUUCAAAAUUAUACUUUAUUUAUAUUUGCUCAUCGAAGAAAAGCUAUAUUAGCACAAGGAAGCAGUAUGUCACAAAAAAGAACUAGUAUGAUUAUGGAUAGUCAAUAUAUAAUAAUUUAUACACUUCUUAUUUUUUAUUGAAAAUUUAUUAAUUUUCUUUUACCUUUUAUGCAUAAUUUAUAUUACUAUACUUAUGUUAGUAAUAUAAGUAAAAGACAGAUCAACCACCUAACUAUUUGAAUUUAUACAAGCCAAAUAUAGUACCAAAAUUAUUGGCCAUGUACUCCACGGACUGUUUCAUGAUAAAGAUAAUAAAUUUUUAUUAAUUUUUAGAC
Messenger RNA from Neocloeon triangulifer, 1596 nucleotides. Its product is annotated as transmembrane protein 64. The transcript is spliced from 5 exons. The coding region runs from base 240 to 1013 and encodes 257 amino acids. Lineage: Eukaryota; Metazoa; Arthropoda; Insecta; Ephemeroptera; Baetidae. The record is from RefSeq and is a predicted model, not a curated record.